AUGUGGGUUCCCAUAUACUUCAAGGGUGAAUUUUGGGCGGCCAUGAGGAGUACGCAAAGGAGUGAGAGCAUGCACACAUUCUACGGUGGAUUCUUACAUAGCAAGACUAGCUUGGUUCAACUUGUUCACGAAUAUGACAAUGUGCUUGGAGUCAAAGAGCAGAGGGAAUUGGAGGAUGAUGCUGCGGACUUGGGGGGAGUUUCUGUAGUUGAUGAACAGGGUCCAUUGGUCUGGAUGAAGAUGGAAGAGGAGAAACUAGUCAACGAUACUAUUCUAUACGUUCCGUACGAUGUUUACUUUGACCGUUCCACACAGGAGGUUCAUUGUGAAUGCAAUCUUUUCGAGAGUUUAGGUGUGUUGUGCUGUCACUGUCUUGAAGUUUUCCAUUCGUAUAAAGUGUACAAAGUACCUACCUGUUAUGUUCUCCCUCGAUGGAGCAAGAAAAUAAAGCGCAAGCAUAGGUAUGUCAAAAGUAGCCAUGAUGUCAGUCGGUCGGAUGAGAGUCAUGUUGCUUUUAGGGGACUGUGUGCACACUUCUAUAAUGUUGCUAAAGAGUUCGUCGGGGACGAUGACGAAACAGCAUUGCUGCAUGCUGCUAUGGAAGAAAUAAGGGCCAAGUUGGCUGCGCACCGUGCCAAGAAGAGGUCCGAGAGUGUGUCAGAGACCCAGACCAGCUUUGGCUCACAGAGUUUGAAUGUUGUCAAUAUUGAUAACAUCCAAGGCCCAUCGAAGGUCACCACAAAAGGUAGGCCAAAGAGUAAACGGGUCAGCGCUGCCCUUGAGAAGCCCUUCAAGAAUUCAUCUCGAAGGAAUCACAAGAAUUCAACCCCGUACUAUGCAAGAACGUAA
Molecule: messenger RNA, 849 nt
Organism: Arachis ipaensis
Lineage: Eukaryota; Viridiplantae; Streptophyta; Magnoliopsida; Fabales; Fabaceae
Product: protein FAR1-RELATED SEQUENCE 5-like
Molecular function (GO): zinc ion binding
Source: RefSeq, a predicted model, not a curated record